GACGGGUAUGCGUUCGUGAGCUACGACGGUCUCGGGAACUUGGCUGACAUCAACUCUACUUUGCGCGCGAUGAUGCAGCAGGGGGUGUACUGGUGGGUCGACGCUGACUUCGAUGCAAGACACCUCAAGAGCAAGAGCACGCGCUCACUGUUCAGGGGCGGCGUACCGCUUGAACCACAAGUUAUCACAGGGUCGCUAGUAGAGGUCGACGAAGACAAUAAGAAGCAUGCGUCCUGGCUGAGACAGCUCUUUGACAAACACCUCAUCAGCGCGAACGACAAGUUCCAGCAUAUCACAGUCACGUGGCACGAGCCAUCGCAUUUGUCUUCCCACGAGGUGAUUGCACGGUGGCGGAUAUUGCUUCAUGAUGUCAGCUGGGCUCUGGGGUCGUUUAUUUUUGUGGCUGUGUUUCUCGUCAUCCAGACAAGGAGUCUUAUCCUCGCUAUGAUGGCGAUAUCCAGCAUUUGCAUCAGCUUUACCACGGCAUUCUACUUCUACGCAGUGGUCGCAGGCUUCCCGAGGAUGUAUCUUCGGGCGGAUUUCAUGUCCCUCUUUCUUGUCGUGGGAAUAUCUGCCGACAAUAUGUUGAUCCUGUCUCAGACGUUCGCGCUGGCGCGGGCUCGGACUUCUUUGCGAGACCUCGGUCCAGAGGAACACAUGCGGUGGGCGUACUACAGGGCUGGCAGCGCAACACUCUUCACCACGGCCACCACCUGCACCUCGUUCUUCUCGCUGCUGCUGUCGUCGAUGCCCGUCCUGCGCGGCUUCGGUUUCUACAUGGGCACCGUCGUGGCCUUGAACUAUGUGAACGCCAUGGUCAUCUUCGCGGCCGUGCUCGUCCUCAGAGAUCGGUAUGGCACCUGCGCCUGCUGCCGCUCACCAGUGCACGCGGCAGAGAGUCUCGAGGGCGGCAUGCCCCCGGCUUCUCCUCGAGACUCUGCCGUGCCUUCCCUCGGGGGCGGCGCCGCCCGCUCGCCCCCGAGACGACUGUCCCAGGACCG
Messenger RNA from Prorocentrum cordatum, 1001 nucleotides. The record is from the annotation of a GenBank genome assembly. NCBI's taxonomy places the organism in Eukaryota, Dinophyceae, Prorocentrales, Prorocentraceae.